AUGUAUAAGCCAUCUUCGACUCAGUUUUCGGCCGAGGAGGAAGUUUCUCAGCGAUAUAACAAGGGAAAUGUGGCAGUCAGGCCACAGAAUUCAACUGAACUACGCAAUCUUUUGCCACCAAGUGGAGACGAACUGCGCGAUGCUAUGUGCGUGAUAUUUUCGGGCCAAAAACAAAUCCCAUCGCGUGAGACUGUUAAAAAAUUGCGUCCUGUGCUGGUCACGAAGAGUAGAGUCCAGAAAUUGAUCGGCUUUUUAAUCGACAACAAUCCGUGGUAUCAGCGUAGUGGUGUAGUAUAUAGUCAAGUGAAUAUGGAUGCAUUGUUCGAAGAGAUUGAUCGUGACGUGGACACAGGUGUGCCACGUGCGCUGGCGAUUUGCCAUUUGCCCUCGGAGAAUCGAGAGACGACUGACGAAGGAUUCAGUUCUCGUGACGCUGAUGAAACUCACAAUGGUGAUGUGGAAGUCGGUGAUAUAGUUAUGGAGUCUGUUGGCUAUACCGAAGGUGAUCAUUCUUCAAUUAGCAGAGAGAAGAUGAAGUUGCAUGCACUUGCCUAUGUUUUGGAUCACAAACAAUUUCUCUUGUCACGCACAGGUGGCAAAUUCGUGGCUGAUAACGAUCCCGGACUCAUGUCUUAUUUGUUCCCUCAUUUAGACCCAUGGGAUAUCGGUGGGUUUUUUCAUACUGGCCGAACUGAACAGCAAUACAUUUCUAUGCAGCAGCAAGUGAGAAAUCUCGUUUGUCAAGAUGACUCACCUUUUAGAUCUGAUCCCCAUUUUGCUUUCAAAAGAGAAGUUAGCUUAGCUAAAGAAUUGAAGGAGAUCGCACCUUCGUUGACAACAUUAGCUGAUAAGUGGAAUAAUUCGGUGAACCACAAACCGUCUACUACAGAGGAGAAAAAGGCUGUUCGAAUUCUACGAUGCUUACAAGCGUCAACGAAAUCGGUGAGAGGCAGCGUGGGAUAUAAGUUAUGCCGCCGCAAUGAGAUUCGAUCUUUAAUCAAAAAAUUUUGCACACCUGCGCAAUCCGAGUCCGCAGGAACUUCGAGACCGGAUGGCGAAUGA
Messenger RNA from Suillus clintonianus, 1062 nucleotides. RefSeq lists its product as uncharacterized. The record is from RefSeq and is a predicted model, not a curated record. The transcript is spliced from 4 exons. NCBI's taxonomy places the organism in Eukaryota, Fungi, Basidiomycota, Agaricomycetes, Boletales, Suillaceae. The coding region runs from base 1 to 1062 and encodes 353 amino acids.